Molecule: messenger RNA, 915 nt
Organism: Lutra lutra (Eurasian river otter)
Lineage: Eukaryota; Metazoa; Chordata; Mammalia; Carnivora; Mustelidae
Gene: POLR3H
Product: RNA polymerase III subunit H
Exons: 7
Coding region: 134-748 (204 amino acids)
Biological process (GO): transcription initiation at RNA polymerase III promoter; DNA-templated transcription
Cellular component (GO): RNA polymerase III complex
Molecular function (GO): DNA binding; DNA-directed RNA polymerase activity
Source: RefSeq, a predicted model, not a curated record
GGAAUCUCGCCCUGAGUCGGCUGCGUGUGGGAGCGUGCUGCGUGGCCGCGGCGCGUGGCUUGUGGCUGGGCAGCGCGGGGUCGUGCGGCGGGUGCUCGCACCCCUCCCACCCGAGGCCCCAACGCGGGCCGGCAUGUUCGUCCUGGUGGAGAUGGUGGACACUGUGCGGAUCCCCCCGUGGCAGUUUGAAAGGAAGCUCAACGACUCCAUUGCGGAGGAGCUGAACAAAAAGUUGGCCAACAAGGUCGUGUACAACGUGGGGCUCUGCAUCUGUCUGUUCGACAUCACCAAGCUGGAGGACGCCUACGUGUUCCCAGGGGAUGGCGCGUCGCACACCAAAGUCCAUUUUCGCUACGUGGUGUUCCAUCCCUUCCUGGAUGAGAUUCUGAUUGGCAAGAUCAAAGGCUGCAGCCCGGAGGGAGUGCACGUCUCUCUAGGGUUCUUCGAUGACAUCCUCAUUCCCCCUGAGUCGCUGCAGCAGCCGGCCAAGUUCGACGAGGCCGAGCAGGUGUGGGUGUGGGAGUACGAGACGGAGGAGGGGGCGCACGACUUGUACAUGGACACCGGCGAGGAGAUCCGCUUCCGGGUGGUGGACGAGAGCUUCGUGGACACGUCCCCCACGGGGCCCAGCUCGGCCGAGGCCGCGUCGUCCAGCGAGGAGCUGCCAAAGAAGGAGGCUCCGUACACGCUUGUGGGAUCCAUCAGUGAGCCGGGCCUGGGCCUUCUCUCCUGGUGGACCAGCAGCUAGCGGUGAGGACGGCAGCUGCUCCCACAGGUGCCGAGCAGCAGAGUGUGCGCCCCGCCAGCCUGGCCCCGUCCCUGCUGGAGCUGCCCCCAAACUCCCACUGUCUCUCUGGACCUCUGCCUCUUGGCAACAGCACAGACUUUUAAUAAACAGAUGGUAUCGUCAGGGAA